This is a messenger RNA of Brassicogethes aeneus, 1928 nucleotides long. The record is from the annotation of a GenBank genome assembly. Lineage: Eukaryota; Metazoa; Arthropoda; Insecta; Coleoptera; Nitidulidae.
ACUAUCAUAGUGUUAUUUAUGCGCUUUUUGAGCAUCCCCCGUAGCAUUCGGAUAUGCAGAUGCGUCCCUGUAAAUGCACGUGUUCGCGGCUGCGCACUAAGCCCGCCGGUCUGUCACAAAUUGCCCGAUCCGCAAUAACAAUUAAAAGCAAAAUACAGGUUGAAAAAUUACCUAGAGUGCCAGUUUAGGAGCAGAAUGCUGUCCGCCGAAGAUCCCGAUAAAAAAGUGAGCGGCCAUAGCCGAGGAUCCAGCGGCUCCCACGACUUCCGGGAGGCGACAAAACGAGACGCACUCAACCACCUGCGCAAAGAUCUCGACUCGAUUUUAAACACGUGCAAGGAGGAAAACAAAACGCAAACCAAUGCCGAGUUCCAGGGGUUCCUCAAGCUGUUCCAGCGCUUCCUCGAAGAGUCCGGACCUUCGGUCAACUGGGACAAGAUCGAAAAACUGCCCGCCGACGCCGUCAAAGAGCACCACACCCUUCCGAAGCCGGAAGACAACGAGGCCAUCACCAAGAUGCUCAACAAGUUGGUGGUGAUCAAGUUGAAUGGAGGGCUGGGCACCUCCAUGGGUUGCCACGGGCCCAAAUCGGUCAUUUCCGUGAGGAACGACCUCACUUUCUUGGAUCUCACCGUACAACAAAUCGAGCAUCUCAAUAAAACGUACAACGUGAAUGUCCCUCUAGUUCUUAUGAAUUCGUUCAAUACCGACGACGACACGGAAAAAAUAAUCAGAAAGUACAAAAAUUUGCAAGUCGAAAUUCACACCUUCAACCAAUCUUGCUAUCCAAGAAUAAGCAGGGACACCCUAUUGCCCAUAACAAAAAACUGUGAUGUUCAAAAAGACUUGGAAGCGUGGUACCCGCCAGGUCACGGUGAUUUUUAUCUGAGCUUUCAAAACUCCGGUCUCCUCAAGAAGUUCCUCGGCUCCGGUAAAGAGUACUGCUUCAUAUCGAACAUAGACAAUUUGGGGGCCACUGUAGACAUAAACAUUCUCAACUUGUUGUUGAAUCCCAAGGACAACGUUCAACACGAAUUCGUCAUGGAAGUCACCGACAAAACCAAAGCUGACGUUAAGGGAGGUACUUUGAUCCAAUACGGAAACAAGUUGAGGCUUCUCGAGAUCGCUCAAGUCCCGAAAGAGCACGUGGAAGACUUUAAAUCCGUGAAAAAAUUCCAGUUCUUCAACACCAACAACUUGUGGGCCAAAUUAGACGCAAUUGAGCGCGUUUUGCGGGAAGACAAGCUCCGCAUGGAAAUCAUCAUCAACAACAAAUCAUUGGCGAACAACGUCAACGUGAUUCAGUUAGAAACUGCUGUAGGAGCCGCCAUGAAAACCUUCGAGAACGCCAUCGGCAUCAACGUGCCGAGAAGCAGGUUCUUGCCCGUGAAAAAAACCUCCGAUUUAUUGCUGGUGAUGAGCAACCUGUACACCCUUAAAAACGGCUCUCUGAGCAUGUCCCCCCAAAGGAUGUUCCCCACCACGCCGCUGGUCAAGCUCGGGGACAACCACUUCUCCAAGGUCAAGGAGUUUUUGGGGAGAUUCGCCGCCAUCCCCGAUUUGCUGGAGCUGGAUCAUUUGACGGUUUCCGGGGACGUUACCUUCGGCAGAGGCGUAUCUCUAAAGGGAACUGUAAUUAUCAUCGCAAAUCACGGAGAUAGGAUCGAUAUUCCAUCAGGUGCCAAUCUAGAAAAUAAGAUAGUUUCUGGAAACAUGCGUAUCUUGGAUCACUAAAAAAUUUUGUUUUUAAAAGUAACUUAUUUAUUUUAUUUGUUAAAUUGUGAAAUUAUUUAUACAGUAGAUAUAUUUUUUUCUAUAAUAACUAUAUUUUUAAUUAGUUCUUUGUUAAAUUUUACAUCCAAAAACUGUUUUGAAAUAUUAUUUUUGUUGAAAUAUACCAUAAGAUGAAUAAAGUGUUUUUGACUUUA